AUGCCUGGGCGUAGGAAACAAAGGGGCAAAGUUCAUGUGAAAGCCAAGCUUCGGUCUUCCCGGGCCCGUUUACAAUUUCCCGUAGGCCUUGUAUGUCGUCUUCUUGGCAAGGGCAACUCUGCUGAGCGAGUCGGGGCUGGUGCGUCCGUCUACCUGGCUGCCGUGCUCCAAUACUUGACGCCCAAUAUCUCAGAAUUGAAGGGCAAUGAGGCCCGUGACAAUAAGAAAACUCGAAUUAUCCCCCACCACCUGCAGCUGGCCAUCCGCAACGAUGAAGGGCUCAACAAACUGUUGGGCAAAGUGACCAUCACUCAGGGAAGUGUUCCAUUUAAUAUCUAG
Molecule: messenger RNA, 339 nt
Organism: Tachyglossus aculeatus (Australian echidna)
Lineage: Eukaryota; Metazoa; Chordata; Mammalia; Monotremata; Tachyglossidae
Product: histone H2A.J-like
Exons: 1
Coding region: 1-339 (112 amino acids)
Cellular component (GO): nucleosome
Molecular function (GO): structural constituent of chromatin; protein heterodimerization activity; DNA binding
Source: RefSeq, a predicted model, not a curated record